This is a messenger RNA of Anoplopoma fimbria (sablefish), 993 nucleotides long. It is a transcript of the gene ccl35.1, whose product is annotated as chemokine (C-C motif) ligand 35, duplicate 1. Lineage: Eukaryota; Metazoa; Chordata; Actinopteri; Perciformes; Anoplopomatidae. Gene Ontology annotation, molecular function: CCR chemokine receptor binding; chemokine activity. Bases 73 to 372 code for a protein of 99 amino acids. Gene Ontology annotation, cellular component: extracellular region. The record is from RefSeq and is a predicted model, not a curated record. Gene Ontology annotation, biological process: neutrophil chemotaxis; inflammatory response; positive regulation of GTPase activity. The transcript has 3 exons.
AGCUCAAAGUCACACAGCAGAAGAGAAGAACAGGCUGAUAACACUCACCUACUGCUACUCAGUGAAAGAAACAUGGCUGCUGCUCGUCUCGCUCUCUCCGUGCUGGUGCUGAUGCUGGCUGCCGUCACCCUGACUGAAGGCUUGCGUGGCGCCGGGCCCAAGAGAUGCUGCUUUCGCUUCAAUGAGAACGAGGUGCCCAAAGACAAAGUGGUGGGCUACAUCAGGACCAGCCAGAGGUGCCCCAAGCCUGCCGUCCUGUUGAAGACCGUGGCGGGGCGUCAACUGUGUGCCAGACCCACAGAUGCUUGGGUGAAGGAGCUCAUCAGCUACCUGGCUGCCAAAUCUGUCGCAGGAGAGACGUCCAACCUGUAACCAUGGCAACGCCACGUUACAGAGGCACCUAUCAGGGCCUCUGAUGGACAAAAUCCAUUUAUUUAGUUAUUAUUAGUUAGUUAUUAGUUAUGUUUCUUGAUGCUGCAAAACUGUCAAAGAUGCGUUAUCAUAAGGUCUACAGGGGGUAUCUGUCUAUCUUUAUGCUAAGUAUUUACUAAUAUGCAAAAUAUAUUUAUGUUUUGUGAGUUACUCUUGGGGCACACAUACUGUUUUCUACAUUUCUGACUUUAAAAAAGGUUUAAUUUAAGUAUAUGGAAUAUUAUGUGUACUUUUUGCUUACACUCUGACCGUCAACACUGUGAAAUACUGAUGCUUUGUGAUUUAAAUUGACUAAAAGAAAACUACAUUCACUGUAAAAGAGCAAUGCCUCCCAACUCCAUUUGUUGUAUCAGAGUAUAAGCUACGGGUCACCCCACUAUUUCUGAUAAACCACUGUGAGCUUUCCUCUUGUUUUUAUAUAGACUAAAGUGAUGGUGUUUUUUUUUAAUUCUAUUUACUGUCAUGUUUUGAAUUCAAGUACUUGUACAGAUAAGUACAAAAUGUAUUUCUGUAUUGGCUUGUGCUUCUGACGCUGUUGAAUUAAAGCAAGAUAAUAUGUCA